AUGUAUCGACACAGAAAGGUACCAAAGGGCACGGCGUACCCAAAAAAGAAGCUGAAGGUGUCUGUCGGCAACUGGGCAGAGGCAGAGUCGGUCUUGGCGGCAGAUGUAUCGACCCCACCUGGACCUCGUCAAAUCACGUCGUCCAAAACGCGUCCCCCCAAAGUCAACAACAUCCGCUUCCGCGUGACGGCCGCCUUUCGCCUUUCCACGAUGCCACGUGAGAUCAUCACGAUCCAGGCAGGCCAGUGCGGCAACAGCGUCGGCUCGCAGUUCUGGCGCCAGCUCUGCUUGGAGCACGGCAUCAACCAGGACGGCAACCUCGAGGACUUUGCGACAGAGGGAGGCGACCGCAAGGAUGUCUUCUUUUACCAGUCCGACGACACGCGCUACAUCCCCCGAGCCAUUCUCCUCGACUUGGAGCCGAGAGUGAUCAACGGCAUCCAGACCGGCCCAUACAAGAACAUCUACAACCCAGAGAACUUCUACGUGCACAAGGAAGGCACCGGAGCGGGAAACAAUUGGGCCGCAGGAUACGAUAUGGGCAGCCAGGUGCAAGAUGAGGUCCUGGACAUGAUCGACCGCGAGGCCGAUGGCAGUGACAGCCUGGAGGGUUUCAUGUUACUGCACUCCAUCGCUGGCGGAACGGGAUCUGGACUAGGCUCCUUCCUGCUAGAACAACUGAAUGAUCGCUUUCCGAAAAAGCUCAUUCAGACCUACUCAGUCUUCCCAGAUACACAGAAUGCGGGAGAUGUGGUUGUACAGCCGUACAACUCGCUGCUGGCCAUGCGGCGGCUGACGCAGAAUGCCGACGCUGUCGUAGUGCUGGACAACGGCGCGCUUUCUAGAAUAGCUGCCGAUACGCUACACGUGCAGGAGCCAUCUUUCGAGCAGACAAAUCAGCUGGUUAGUACCGUCAUGUCUGCAUCGACCGCGACUCUUCGAUAUCCUGGAUACAUGCACAACGACUUGGUCGGCAUCGUGGCCAGUCUGAUACCCACCCCAAGAUGUCACUUCUUGCAAACCAGCUACACGCCCUUUACGGGUAACAAUGUCGAGUCGGCGAGGACCGUCCGCAAGACCACAGUACUGGACGUGAUGCGGAGACUAUUACAACCCAAGAACCAAAUGGUAACGGCGAAGCCUAGCAAGAACAGCUGCUAUAUCUCCAUAUUGAACAUAAUCAUGGGUGACGCUGACCCCACAGAUGUGCAUAAAUCAUUGCUUCGCAUCCGAGAAAGAAACCUUGCAUCCUUCAUCCCGUGGGGCCCCGCCAGCAUACAGGUCGCACUAUCUCGCACAUCUCCUUACACACAACCUCCGUACACAACGCGCACGCCGCCUCGGGUGUCAGGUCUGAUGUUGGCCAACCACACUGGCAUAGCCACAUUGUUCAAGCGAAUAGUAUUCCAGUACGAUCGGCUACGCAAGCGUAAUGCUUUCGUGGACACGUACAAAAAGCAUGGCACCUUUCGGGACGGCCUAGGUGAAUUCGAUACGUCUAGGGAGGUGGUCAUGGAUCUGAUCAACGAGUACGAGGAAGCCGAACGCGCAGACUAUCUGACUGGGGCUCAGCAGGAAGAUCCUGUCGAUGGCGGCGCUGAUGCAAGGACAGAUGGUGUGACGGGUCGCUGA
Messenger RNA from Sphaerulina musiva SO2202, 1632 nucleotides. RefSeq names its product tubulin gamma chain. The record is from RefSeq and is a predicted model, not a curated record. The transcript has 5 exons. Lineage: Eukaryota; Fungi; Ascomycota; Dothideomycetes; Mycosphaerellales; Mycosphaerellaceae. Gene Ontology annotation, biological process: mitotic sister chromatid segregation; microtubule nucleation; mitotic cell cycle. Bases 1 to 1632 code for a protein of 543 amino acids. Gene Ontology annotation, molecular function: structural constituent of cytoskeleton; GTP binding. Gene Ontology annotation, cellular component: centrosome; gamma-tubulin complex; cytoplasm.